This is a messenger RNA of Didymodactylos carnosus, 2646 nucleotides long. NCBI's taxonomy places the organism in Eukaryota, Metazoa, Rotifera, Eurotatoria, Philodinida, Philodinidae. The record is from the annotation of a GenBank genome assembly.
AUGAAUCUUCAACGGAUCCCAUCCAAAGUUUCGCUUGCUGAUUUGUCAUUGAAAGACCCAAAAGAGUUGCAAGUUAAAGAAGCACUAGUCAAAGACAAGUUAAAAGAAGUUCACAAAGAUGAUGUGUUUGAUGAACAAUAUUCUCAAACGGUACAACAACGAGCCGAUAUGACUAGUUUACAACGAACGAUGUCCAGUGAUGAACGACUUUCUACUCAACGAUCAACUGGACACUUCACAGACACUGAAUACUAUUGUACAGAAACAAUCAAUGUUAGUUUACCAGAGAGAGUUAUGCGACAAUUGAAUAAUUAUAAAUUAUUACAAAGAUGUUUAACAGAAUAUAAGAGAGAAAAUAGAUAUAAAUCAAAAAUACAAAUUCCAUUAACUUCUGCUCAACAUAAGCAGAUUGAUAAUAAUUUGAUUGAAACACAACAUUUGUGUACACCAGAACCAGAUAUUUGUGAAAAAGAGAGACAAAGCUGUCAAUGGUCAAAACAAAGAACUUUGACGAGUUAUUUGAGACAAAUUUAUCUGCAAUGUAAUGGAAAACCAGCACAAAAAAGUAAAUUUGUGCAUGAAAUUGAAUUGAUUAUUCAACAUCUCAUUGAUGAUGAAAUCGAAAAUAGAUUUGAACAUGAAGCAAAAUUAAAUAUUAGAAAAAAUCAACGAAAACAUUUAAAUCGUGAAAUAAAAAUUCAUGCAUAUCAAAAUACAUUUUUCGAAUAUUAUUAUGUCAAUUAUAGUCCAUAUGUAGAUGAAACAAUAAUUGGAAAAAUUGUACGAGGAGUUCAAGCAGUAGCCGUCGCACUUGCAAGUAAACAUCAUGCAGAAGAUGUGUUGAAUAAUUUUGUUAUACAUCGAGAACAACAACAAUCAUCUUCAACUGAUGAUUCUUCAAUGAUCAUGGAAGAUAAACUUAUGAGUACAAUGCAAAUGCGUCUAAUGGAUCGUAGUACUUCACUGACUCGUGAGCGCAUGCGUACUCGUGCAUCGAUCGAUAUCAUUAUGGCCGAUUAUCGUCUAACAGGUAUAACAUCAAUUUGUCGUCCGGAAACGAUGAUUAUCUCUUGUAUGUUAAAAAAAUUAUUUCAAUGUAUACAAAAACGAAAAUUAUGUUUGUAUGGUUCGGUAAUGAAUGCGUUGAAUGAUCCAGAUUAUCGUGGUAUUCAUUUGAGAGUUGUCGAUCGUAUGUCAUUAUCGAUUGAUGAGUAUAUUGAAAUAUUGGGUGAAAUGUAUGAAUCAUCUCUAGAAACAAUUGAAAAUUUACCAUUUUAUUUGGAAGCACGAGAAGUUUUGGACUUAAAUACAAAUAUUGUUUAUCCACCUAAUUUAAAUUGGGAACAAGUUGAUGAUAUGGCACGAUAUUUAUUGCGAGAAGAUGCUGUUCGUUAUAUAUUACGAGCGUGUUUAGAUCGUAAACGAGAUGAAACUAUCAUGGAUAAACAACAAUUACAAGUAAAGUUGCCAAAAACGUUGAUGAAUUUAUAUGAACCCAUUAGAAAAUUGGUAACUUUUAUGUCUACUGAACAAGUAUUAAAUUCUAUACGACGACCCUAUUUGACACAGUUAAAAACUCGAUCAAAAACUGAAGUAAUUACAGCCAAUGAUCUGGUAACAAUCUGUCAUCAUAUCUGGUUGACAUCAAAAGAUUUAGAACGAUUAGUUGAAGAAAAAAUUAUCACACGAGAUACUCUUUGUGAAUUUUUUAUACAAUUUCAUGAAAAAGAAGAUAUCGAUGAAAGAUUGAAAAAAAUUCGUAAACAAAUCAAUGAUCAUUUAACGUUACACGGUUGUGUGUCGCGUUUUCAAUUGAAAAUGGUUGCUGAAAGUACCGAUGGUACAAGACUGACUCCAUUUCUAAAUGAAUUUGCUAAAUCUCCUCGUCAAGUCCCGAUUAUAGAAUGUACCGAAGAUUUAUUAUCAUCUGAUCUCAUAUCAAUUGCUGAACUCAUUAUCUACUCAAAAUCGGAUAUUAUUGUUCGAAAAUCAUCAUUAUUAAAACAUUUUGAACAAGUCAUGUUUUUUCGAAAACGCGAUGCAGACAUAUUGUCUGAAUCAACAUUGGUCAUAAAUGAUGUUGAUCUAUUUGCACAUUUAGAAACACGUGUAAGGUUUAUGAAACAAUCGUAUAUCGAUUGUUUAUUAUCUGAUGAACGAAAUGAAUUUAUCAAUAAAAAUAUUAUUGAGUCAACAAAACGUCUUUCUUUAUUGGCUAUUCAUGAAUUCGUUCGUCGAUUUCAAUUGCAACCAAGUAGUGGAAAAUUAUUUUACUGGAUGAAUUUAACAGAUGAAAAUGUUGUUAAAACAUUGAUUGAAACAAAAGAACAUGUGAAUCAGUAUACACUUGAUGGAAUAUUAAACAGUUUCCUAACACGUCUGACAGAUUCAUUAGAGUCGGGCAUCUAUUAUGUGGCCGCUGAAAGUCUUUUUCCGUUACCGGAUGACAAUAAUGAUAAUCACGUCAAUAAGUCGAGAUCAACUCUUACCCAAUCAAAUCGUGUUAUUCAUCGUAUUCAGUGCGAAGAUUUAUGCAAAUUAGGAUGCUAUUUAACAUUAGAUCAAGCUCUAAUAUUAGUUGAUUUUGCUGAUCCAGGUACGGUCAAAGCUGAUAAUUUAUGUUCAGUGAUGAGAACAAAUUAUUAA